Molecule: messenger RNA, 1578 nt
Organism: Synchytrium microbalum
Lineage: Eukaryota; Fungi; Chytridiomycota; Chytridiomycetes; Synchytriales; Synchytriaceae
Exons: 10
Coding region: 1-1578 (525 amino acids)
Biological process (GO): protein phosphorylation
Molecular function (GO): protein binding; ATP binding; protein kinase activity
Source: RefSeq, a predicted model, not a curated record
AUGGGACUUCUACAUCAAGCAGCCAAAUCUGGAGACUUGGCACAAGCCAAAGAAGUGCUGAUUGAUCCUGAAUCUGAUGCUCUAGAAGAAGGAAUACAUACAAAGGAUUUACAUGAUCAAACGGUGGUUCAUUUGGCCUCGAAAUAUGGUAAUCUGGAACUGUUUGAGAAGAACUCGUGGAAUGUCAAAUCGAACUUGUACUCUUUGCGUAUGGUAGGCCACAGCAACAUUCUGGAAUGGGCACUCCAAGCAGGAUGUGAGAUCAACGCUCAGACUGUUGCUGGAGACACACCACUGAUCCUAGCUACCCAAACAUCUCAAACGUCAAUCAUCAAACUAUUGACUACGAAACGUGCUGAUGCGAACGACCACGGAAACACUGCUCUCCAUUACGCCUGCUUUUGGAGGAAUCUAGAAGUUGCACUCCAUUUGCAAAGUUGCGGAGCCCUCGUGCGAGUCAAGAACAAACAUGGCAAGACACCGUUACAGUUAACUAGUGAAUCUAUAGCGCUCAAACUGGGAGAGCUUGCUGUCGCUGUGGAAGAUACAGUGGUCGAAGCUAAAGCUCGCUCGACAACUCAUGUCAUGGAAGAAAACAAGGCACGAUUUAUGGUCAAAGCUGCUGUUGGCUGGGAAAUACCGUCUACGAAUGCCGUGCUGUUUCUCGAACCACGGGGCAAGACUCAAUACGCUGAAGUCCACAAGGGUCAAUGGACGAACUAUACCGUGGCAAUCAAGAGACUGUUGGAUCAGCAGAUGGCUGAUGACGAGAUCAAAGCCAUAAGGACUGAAAUCUCUGCUAUACGGAAACUGCAACACCCAAACAUUGCUGCUAUACGAGCUGCAUGUGCCACACCUCCAUAUGUAACGACUCUGAUUGAAUGGGCCGACAAAGGAACUUUAAAAGAGUUUCUACACAAUCCAAAUCAAGAAAUGGAUCAAGACUUUGCCAUGAAGAUUGCUAAAUCUGUUGCUAAUGGUAUGGCGUAUCUACAUUCUCAGACACCGUCUGUGCAUCAUCUCAACCUGAAAUCUAGCAAUGUCUUGGUCAUGUCAGACUAUACAGUCAAAGUUUCUGAGUAUGGAUACAAUGACUCACCGCUACUAUCACGAAACAAGAAUCAACAACAAUUGUUUCACCCGGAAUCAAUUGCUCCGGAACUGUUACGGAAUAUAACAGAUCCGAAUAUCGAUUAUGCUGCUGCUGAUGUGUACUCAUAUGGGAUUCUGCUGUUUGAGAUUGUGACGAGAACACCACCCUAUGAAGGAAUGAAUCCCAUGCACAUUGGUAUAAAGGUUUUGUUGGAGGGUGCAAGACCAGCUCUGCCCGAAUAUGUGCCGACUGAACUGUCUGAAUUGAUACAACAAUGUUGGACAGAUCUCCCAGCAGAUCGUCCAUCAUUCUCUGAAAUAGUUCAAAUCCUGUCACAAUUCAAUACUAGUGAAGACUCUCGGCCAGCUGGUAUUGAUGAUGAUGCACCAGUCCCGUUACCAAAGAAGGUGCCGCGGGUUAUCAAUAAUCGACCUGCUAUGGACUCUGAGGAUGAGUUGUCUACCGAUCGGGAUCGUGCUUUUUGA